GAUGCAGGAAGAUCAUUGGGAGACGAAAUGAAAAUGAAGCACUUGCACAGUUUCAAUUUUGAAUUUUCAAAAUGGAAACACGAGUCCGGUUGUGAAACAUCAAAAGACAUGAAGAUGAACAGUUGAACACGUUUGUUCGACUUUAAAGUAAUAUUGUUGAGAAAAUGUCGUUUCAAGCCCCUCCACAGCCGAAUAUGGUCCCUCCUGUUGUGCAAGGGAACCUGAUGCCUGGUUUUAUUCCUCCACCUCCAAUACCACCUGUCUUCACUGGCUUUCCACCGUCAUCUCAAAACCAACAAGGUGGUCCAGGAUUUUCUAAUAACUCUGCUCAGAAUAACCAAAACAGACUUCAACCACAUUAUGCAAAAAAAGCAAGUGAAUAUUAUGAUAAAAAGACUUUUCAACAGAAUUUCAAACCUCCCAAUGGGAAAGCACCAACAGUUACAGUUUUUGUUGGUAACAUAACUGAACAUGCAAGCGAUGCUCUCAUUAGACAACUAUUAAUGAAAUGUGGUAUUGUUAUUAAUUGGAAGCGGGUUCAAGGGGCUGAUGGUAAACUACAAGCUUUCGGCUUCUGUGAGUAUGUUGAUCCUGAAACUGGACUUCGAGCCAUUCGCUUGCUUCAUGAUUUGUCAUUUGGAGAGAAAAAUUUAGUGGUAAAAGUUGACCAAAAGACAAAAGAAAUGCUUGAGGAAUAUAAAAAGACAAAAGCAGGAACAGAAAAUGAAGAAGUCAAACAGGAUGAUGAUGAGCUAGAUGAGGCUACAAAGAGUCAAGAUGUUGAAGUGAAAAAUGCCAUUACUGCAUUGUUAAAUGAAAACUCAGAUGUCCUUUCAGGAAAUUCAAAGUGGAGGCAAACACAUAGUGGCAGUGAGGAGAACUUGGAAGGUUUGGGAAUGGACAAGGAGAGAAAACAUUUGAUAUCAAAAGAGAUUCGAUCCUUUAGAGAUACAUACAAGGACUCACAAAAACAGCAAAAGGAUGAAAAAGACGAGGACCGUGGAAAGGAGCGCGAUAAAGCACGGCCGCGCAGUCCUGAUACUGAGUCUCGAAGUAGAAGUUUAGAACGAGGCAAAGAUCGCUCUGAUGACCGCAGUAGAAGUCGAAGCAAGGAGCGUGAUAGAGAUAGAGAUCGAGAUCGGGAGCAUAGAGAACGCGACAGAGAGAGACGAGAUCGUGAUAAAAGGGAUAGGGAACCUGAACGAAGAGACGACAGAAGAGAUCGCGAUAUCCGGGAUGGUAGAGGAUCUUCAAGGUCAGCUAGGGAUAGAGAAAUAGAUGAGGAUGAUUCGUAUGAAAAAAGAAAACGGGAAAGACGGCAGAAGGAACGAACACAAGCGUAUUUAGAGCGUCUGAAAGCUUGGGAGGCUAGAGAAAGGAAAAAAGCAAGAGAAUAUGAUCGCGAAAUUGAGAAAGAAAGAGAAAUUGAAAACGAACAAUCUAAAGAAAAGAAACAUUUACUGGAGUUUCUUGAAGAUUACGAUGAUGAUCAAGAUGAUCCGAAAUAUUACAGAGGCAGUUCAUUUGACCGACGUUUGCAGUCUCGUCUUCAAGAGAUGGAAACAGACGAUAAAGAUAGACAACGCGAAUUAGAAGAGAUCGAAGAAAUCAGAAAAAGACUGGGGGAUAAGGCAUUGGCUGUAGAACCACAAGAGGAACCCAUGCAGCAAGAUUCAGAAUCUGAACCAGAAGCGGAGCCUGAACCGGAGCCAACAAGACCGACACUACAGGCGACCUUUAAACCAACUGUGGCUCCAGUGGUGGAAAGAUCUUCUCGGAGUCCUUCACCUGUAAAACAGCAUGACACACAAAAGUCGUUCUCCACAGUCAACAACCAACAACUUCAGCAACAUUCUUUACAACAACAAAUACAACAACCACAAAAAACGAUGCAACUGCAACAUCAAACACAGGAAAGCGAAGUGGACGCAACGAACGAAACUCCUUCACAAAAGAAAACUUUUGUUCUUGAAAUGAAAACAAAAGGACCAGUAGCCUCCGACAGGAAAAAACUGGAAGCAGUCUUUAACAAUGAAGAGGAUUCACUUUCUGCCUUGGCGCCAAAGCGUAAACUUGUCCCUCUAGAUUAUUCUGAAGAAGAAAAAAAUGCAGUCGCCACAGCAAAGAGUGCAGAAGAGAAAAAGAAAAGUAUAAAGACUCUAAUAGAAAGAAUUCCAACGGCAAAAAAUGAACUUUUUGCAUAUUCACUUGAUUGGGAAUGUGUGGACCAGAGUUUGAUUGAUCGUCGAAUUCGUCCUUGGGUAAAUAAAAAGAUUGUUGAAUAUAUUGGAGAAGAAGAGCCAAGUCUUGUCGAAUUCAUGUGUUCCAAACUCCUUGCAAGAAGUCCACCGAAUAUUCUUAAAGAUGUUUCAAUGGUUCUUGAUGAUGAAGCUGAAGUGUUUGUUGUGAAAAUGUGGAGACUGCUUAUUUAUGAAACAGAGGCAAAAAAAAUUGGAUUAGUUAAGUAGAAAUGACAACAUCUUUGUAAUCAUGACUAUAUAAGUUGCCACACACUUUUAUUGUUUAUCUGCUCGUUUUUGUUUGCCUUAACAACCCUUGAAUCAUGUUUUGUGAAAACGUACUCUGGUAUGGCCUAUCCAUUUCAAUUGGACAUCACAGUAACUUGAAGUCAAUGUUUUGCAAAUAUAAUGACACAUGUGGAAGAAUUUUCAAGUGGAAAUUGGCAAUUAAGCAUACAAAAAUGGUUUUCAAUCAAUUCAUGUCCAUAUGUUAUUUAAGCAAAAUUUCAUACUAAGUAAAAGAGAAGAACUAAUUACAGACUGUUUGAAACGUUUAGGUCAUGUAAUUUUGGUGAACUUUGGUUUGAGUUUAGUUCGUAUUUUAACCUCCAUUAUAACCUGAACCAAACAAUAUGCAACAGCAAAAAACCAGAAUAUGUUCCAAGAUGAACCUGCAAAGCAAGUAAUGAUAAUUCAAAUUAUAAUGGUAAAUUAUA
Messenger RNA from Xenia sp. Carnegie-2017, 2956 nucleotides. RefSeq names its product RNA-binding protein 25-like. Gene Ontology annotation, cellular component: spliceosomal complex. Lineage: Eukaryota; Metazoa; Cnidaria; Anthozoa; Malacalcyonacea; Xeniidae. The record is from RefSeq and is a predicted model, not a curated record. Gene Ontology annotation, biological process: regulation of alternative mRNA splicing, via spliceosome; mRNA processing. Gene Ontology annotation, molecular function: mRNA binding.